AUGCCUAAUAUCAGAAUUGGGGAGGAUAUUACAAGGAGGAUAAUGUUCACUGACAAUUUUGAUUUGGGUGGUUCUUUUGAGUGGGAAGAUGAGGAAUUUGAUAUUGAGGGGGAAGAGGAAUUGUAUAGGGACCUAGGGAACAACACUAAAAGAGUUUAUGGUGCUAAAGCGUCCAGUCCUCAUUGGCUUCGUCAAAGCAGCGUUGGCCAGGAUGCCCUACCUACACACGGGGAGGGCACUUGGGCUUGCCCUCCCUUGUUAACUAAACCUGGUACCUACCUAGGUACCUCGGGACACAGCGGUCAUGUCCUGUCUGGAGCACCAGUAUAUCAAUUGGUGGGUACAACACCCACUACACCCCCAUCUGGGAUGUCCCAGAUCAGGGCACCGCCCAUAGGAUCAACUGAAACUACUUCACCAGGAUACCCACCAUCUAUGGCACCGCCAGUUCCCGCAUGGCGGUCUCCACCAGCGAACCCAACUUAUAAGGGACCAAAGACAAGCUUCCCAGUCCCCUGGCAACUUCUAAGUUCAAUGACAUCAGUUGGGGGUCCACCUGGGACUACUCAAAAUGCAUGGUGUUUAUCUCCAGUGACAGCCGUGCAUGGAGGCUUACGCUCUGAUACUGCUCCUCCUGGGUACCCCCCACAGCAACCCACAGCACAAUCUGCGGGGGACCCUCCCCACACUACUCCCGCACACUAG
Molecule: messenger RNA, 705 nt
Organism: Mercenaria mercenaria
Lineage: Eukaryota; Metazoa; Mollusca; Bivalvia; Venerida; Veneridae
Exons: 2
Coding region: 1-705 (234 amino acids)
Source: RefSeq, a predicted model, not a curated record